AUGGAAGUAGAAUUAGUCGGAGAAAAGACUUGUGACCAAACGAAAGAAAUCAUUAACAUAAAUUUGAGAGGAACGAGAUUCGCGACAACCAAGUCAACUUUAAGUCGCCUACCAGUAUCCAUUGCGGAGGAUAAGAGGGGCACUUAUGAUCCAAACAACAAUGAAUAUUUUUUUGAUAGAAAUCCACGGAUCUUUCACGAGAUACUGGACUACUGCAAGACAGGUCACCUUCAUCUCCCAGAGAAUGUCUGCUCCCAGAGCAGUCGAGAGGAGAUCGCCUUCUGGGGAGUGCCACAAGAUAGUAUUCAACAAUGUUGCUGGAAAGCUUUUUAUAAAGUCGACGAUGAAAUGGACGUGCUUGACAAAUUGCUCACUUAUCUUCCGCUUGAAACGGAUUCUACAAGUUCACAAUCAGGGCUCAAGAGAUCUGCAUGUGGAGAUUGUCGGGCAGCGUUGUGGCGAUUUCUUCAUGACUGGACAUUUUCUCGGGGUGCAAAGGUAUUUCUUUUACAUAGUUGA
This is a messenger RNA of Ylistrum balloti, 519 nucleotides long. RefSeq names its product potassium voltage-gated channel protein Shaw-like. The transcript has a single exon. Gene Ontology annotation, molecular function: voltage-gated potassium channel activity; protein binding. The record is from RefSeq and is a predicted model, not a curated record. Lineage: Eukaryota; Metazoa; Mollusca; Bivalvia; Pectinida; Pectinidae. The coding region runs from base 1 to 519 and encodes 172 amino acids. Gene Ontology annotation, biological process: potassium ion transmembrane transport; protein homooligomerization. Gene Ontology annotation, cellular component: voltage-gated potassium channel complex.